UUCCCUGUUGCACAUUCAGUUUCCUGCCUCCAUCCUCCCACAAUUUCAUAUCUUUGUUUUCCACACAAAAGAAAUCUUGGUGGAUUUCCUGUACUUCCUUCUUGUGUUGCUGCCCUUAAAGCAACAGAAAUUUGCAGAACAGUUGGAAUAUCCUGGAUAACCAGUUGGUGCAUAGCACAGAAGCUAAUGCAGAUUUUGUAGCUUUCGGUGGGAAUAUUGCGUCUCUGAUGUGUUCAUCCUUCUGUAGCCAUGGGUGAUCAGAUGCUGGGACAGCAACUUUGCACCCAUGCAUUGCUCCUUUUUACUCCUUGUCUGUUUUCCACAUCUUGCCAAGAAUGAGAUGAUCUCCAUCCUGUGUACUAGUUUCAAACUUUUGUUCCACUGCUGUACAGCUCUUUUCCUGUGUUCUCUUUUAAUCUUCCCCCUUGGUCCUCAACAGUCACCGACUCAUAUUCUGUGCUAAUGCCUGUGCCUUGCUCCACCCCUGACUUUUCCCACAUUCCUUCAUCUGCUUUAUCAACCUUUCUACACAGUUCCUUUAUUUUCCUCUCCCAACUGAUUUAUUAUUCAUCCUUUGCAUCUACCUUGUACUUCUCUUAAAAUAUUUUGAGAAAGCCAGGACUUAAUGGCGAUAUAAGAGCAGCAUUUUUUCUGGGAUUUUUCUCUUCUGUGGACAUGUGUGGACAAUUUGCUCGUGAGCAUACCUUUUCCAACUGGAUUGGUUUGUUAGUUAUGAAGGCACUCAGGACUAAACAUUUCAGAGAAGCAUCACCAAUGAAACUUCUCCUGCUAUUAGCACUUAUUUUCACACUAUGGGACAGUAGCUACUCCUCCCAGAACUGUACCAAUCCUUGUCAUGAACAUGCAAAAUGUGAACUUCGUGCUGGGAUACAAGGCUGUUAUUGUGCUCCUGGAUUCACUGGAACUGGCAUAAAGAGACCCGGUAUAAUCGGCUGCCAGGAUGAUAAUGAAUGUGAAAAUGCCACACUUCUUUGUGGGGAAAAUGCAAACUGCACAAAUACAGAAGGAAGUUACUACUGCAUGUGUGCACCUGGGUUCAAAUCUAGCAAUGGCAAUUUAACCUUCGUAACCAAUGAUGGAACUUCUUGCAUAGAUAUAGAUGAGUGCAAUGAACCAGUAACUGCUACCUGUGGAGACCAUGCGAAAUGUGAAAAUGUGUAUGGAGACUAUAACUGCUCCUGUAAGGCAGGUUAUCGACCAUCCACAGGAAAAUUGCAGUUCAAGGCAAGGGAUGGCACUUUCUGCCAAGAAAUUCCAACAGCAAAAUGUGAACUGAAUAAUGAAUGUAUUGCUGAAAAUAUUAACAGAACUUUAGCUAAGAUUAGAAAAAUAAAAGAUCCCCUGGCUAUAUUACAAGAAAUCAAUAUGAACACAGUAGGAGAAAUUUCACCAGUCAAUGUGAUUUCCUACGUAGAAGCAUUAUAUGAAUCCUGUCCCUUGCUAAGCACCAUAAAUAAUAUGGUUCUUGACAAUGAAAUGCUCUCUAAUCAAACUCUUUAUGAACUUGUUAAUACUGUGAACAAUUUUGUUCAGAAAGGCAGAACUGCAGUGUGGGAAGCUAUCCCGUCAGAUAACAGACGAAGAAGUCUCACUAAACUGAUAGACACUGCAGAACAAACAGUCUCUCGUAUAUCGCAGAACUUCCAAGAGUUGACAGAAGUAGAGAUCAAUGCUAGUGAUUUGGCUCUUAAAGUGUAUGCCUUUGAUAUGCAACGCAUGGACCUCAUUCAACAUGUGAAGAUGGGUGGAGAUAUGAUAAAGGUCUUUGCAAAGAAAAAGGAAGUAUCUAUUUCUAAAGGCACUGUUGCAGUUGUGUUUCUGCGCUACAACAAUAUUGGUUCUCUGCUUUCAUCAUCACAUAACUUCUCACUGAAAGAAAACGUAGAGCAAGCAGAGACAGUAAGUUCAUCAGUUAUAGCUGCCACAAUCAGUUCCAUUCCACACAAGUUCUCCUCAGCUGAGAAAAUAACAUUUACUUUAAAACAUACACAGAUUUUGGAAGGAAAACAUACUAAGUGUGCAUUUUGGAACUACUCAGAAGACACGAUGGAAGGAAACUGGUCUACAGAAGGAUGUGAGCGGACACAUUCCAAUAGCACUCACACUUCAUGCAGAUGUUACCAUCUUACUCAUUUUGCUGUUUUGAUGUCCUCAAGUGACUCUCAUGUUAAAGUCAAGGAUUCUAUUCUUACAAGAAUCACUGAGCUUGGAAUAAUUAUCUCAUUGAUUUGCCUCUCCAUAUGUAUUUUCACUUUCUGGUUCUUCAGUGAAAUUCAAAGCACAAGAACAACAAUUCAUAAAAAUCUCUGUUGCAGUCUUUUCCUGGCAGAGCUUAUUUUUCUUGUUGGAAUUAACAUGAACAGUAAUAAGCUAUUCUGUUCAAUCACUGCUGGAUUACUCCAUUACUUCCUCUUAGCUGCCUUUGCAUGGAUGUGUAUUGAAGGCAUUCAUCUGUACGUCAUUGUCGUUGGUGUAAUCUACAAUAAGGGAUUCCUACACAAGAAUUUCUAUAUCUUUGGCUAUGUGAGCCCAGCAGUGGUAGUUGUCAUUUCUGCUGCACUGGGAUACAAAUACUAUGGAACAACAGAUGUAUGUUGGCUCAGCACAAAAAAUAACUUUAUAUGGAGUUUUAUAGGGCCAGCAUGUCUAAUAAUUCUUGUUAAUUUGAUGGCCUUUGGUGUCAUUAUCUAUAAAGUAUUUCAACAAACAGCCAUGAUAAAGCCAGAAGUUAGCUGCUAUGAAAACAUAAGGUCUUGUGCACGAGGAGCUCUUUCUCUCCUGUUUCUCCUUGGUGCUACCUGGAUCUUUGGUGUACUUCAUGUCAUCCAAGGAUCAGUGGUCACAGCAUAUCUUUUUACAAUAUUCAAUGCAUUCCAAGGGCUAUUCAUCUUCAUAUUUCUUUGUGUUUUGUCACGAAAAAUCCAGGAUGAAUACUCCAGGUUGUUCAGAAAUGUCCCUUGCUGUUUUGGAUGCUUAAGGUAAAUUGAUGGAAAGCUAAGAUGAGCAGCACCAUGGAAGAAAGGAGAAAACGAGAGGCUUUAGAAAAAUUGCUAUAUUGUGAAAGUAUGAAAUGAGCUACUGAGCUGUCAUCUCUCUUAAAUCAAUUACUUUCUCUCCAGUAUGGGUAUUGUACUUAAAUGUGCACUCAGGCACACUAUAUUGUGUACAAACUGCAUAGCUGUACAAGACAGACUGGUUGAUUAUGUAACACAUAAGGCUUCUGAAGGAGCCCAGGACACUUCAGAGCUAAUGGCUGUAGCUCAGAAGGGAGUGAACUCGAUGGGCAAAGUCAUUUUGUGAGUAGUUUUGCUAUUAAUGUCAUAUCCAGUGACUUGGAAAUGAACAUAAUUUUGCUUAUUGCUGUUUAAAGAGAGUAAAUGCCAUUAGAGUGUUAAUAAAAAGAUUUUACUUUUAUCAAAGCCCAGCAAUCCUUGUUGAAAACAGCUGGAUUAAAAAUUAGAUUGUAUGCAGUUCUUUUGUUAGGAGGUUUUGUUAUGAGAACCUCUCAUUCUUUGAAGGCAUGGAGAAAGGCAUUGUGGGUCUUCCCCUCCCCCCGCCAUGAUAGCAUGAGCUAACCACACAUUCAUCUGCCAAGUGUAGGGAUUCUAUGUACAUGCACAGGGUUGUUCCAUUCAGCCAUUUCUUCUAGCAUGGAAGUGUCCUAUGCAUAUAUGUCACUUUUUCCUGGUCUGUGACUGUAAAAUAAAAGCUAACCAACUAAAAAAAAGUCACUUUGCACAUUCAGUCCAUUUGCACAAUCACUGAGCGUACUUCUGUCAGAGGGAUAUGGCUGGUACAUAUAUCCUUAGUAGGAAGGGCUAACAUAUAUUUUCAGUGUGUGGAGAGUUUUAUAUGGAUCUUCCUUUUGUAGAGCUGCUUGGGCAGCAACAGCACAACUUAUACAUAGUGGAUCCUAAGAUGUUAUUUGGCAAUGAGUAUGUGGCCCAGGGUCCAAUCCAUAUAUUCAGUGGGCAGUUCAUACCCACUAGCUCAUUACAAACAUUUUACAUAUAUAUAUAACAGCAUUAUGGUUAUGCAUAGGCCUUAGUGCAUUUCUUUGAACAUCUGAAGACAGCCUACACAGAACUCCAAGGAUCAAAUUGCACAUUAGUUCCACUCUUCUCAUGAAAGCAAAUCAUGAAAUGCUUACGUUAUCAGACAGUUGAGAGAGUUGGAUGUACUGUUAUUUCUUUGAUAGUUUACAGAGAAUUAAUUUACACUUUCAUCAUCAAAUAUAUUUUGGAGUUGAGGGUGGCCUUAUGCACCCCAUUGAAGUGUGAAAGCACAGCAGAUCAAGUCUAUAGAUCAAACUUUUGUGUACCUUCAUUGCAAAUUGGACAAGGACUGUUCAUCUAUCUGACUCUUUGUCCACACAUUCAGAAGUUACAUGCCAAGGAGAAAUUUCUAAUCUAGAGUCUUAAUUCUGUUAUGUCACUUUUACUGCACUUCAAUACUAGACUACAAAUCAUGCAUCCAGCUUGAAUCAAGCUUCCUGGUUCAGUUCCUACCAUCUCUAGGUAGGGUUGAGAAAGAACCCUCUCUGAAACUCCAAAGUGGCACUCCUGGUCACUGGAGACCACACUGAACUAGAUAGACCAAUGGUGGGAGGACCAAAGUAACUUAAGUUGCUUAUGUGUGUGAUUUUAAAGAAGUCAGCAUGGCUGACAUGUUUGCACCUAUGGGAACUUUCUUCCAAUUGCAGAAAGUAGGAACAGGUGAGUGACAAUUUUGAUGGGGACCACAGCAUGGGGAAAGGGUUAACAUUUCCUUCCCUUCAAGACACAGUUCUGAUCUGGCUCACCCACCUACCCAUCCCAACACACACAGACUAGAUAUUUAUAUUUAAGAUAUUCCCUAUGUAUGAGCCAAUGCUGUGACAGAUGUAACAUCCCAUUUGGUCUUGACUUCAUAUAAAGCAACUUCCUGAGAAUGCACAAGCCAGCUUCUAUAAAACAAUCACAUUUGCUUCCAGUAGGAACCUUUUAUGUCCAAUUUAAUCACUGGUAGACUGAUUUCAAGUAGUCAAAAUUCAUUUGAAAUCUACAAAUAACAAAGAGUUUUCAGAAGUGCAUGGUCUCUCCAGGAGGGUUCAGUAGGGAACAAAAUUUAGAGAACUGUGAAAAUGGCGGGUGAACAUAAAUGCUUGAAUUUAAGUACAAAAGUGUUUGCUUAUGGAAUGAAACAAACCCUUUCUAUUAACACAUCAAAGAGCUGUGAUUGUUCAAAAACCAGAGCGUCUGAAUAGCUGUGUAGAGUAAUAAAAAUAUCUGCAUUAUCAAAA
Varanus komodoensis (Komodo dragon) is the source of this 5302-nucleotide messenger RNA. RefSeq names its product adhesion G protein-coupled receptor L4 (gene ADGRL4). NCBI's taxonomy places the organism in Eukaryota, Metazoa, Chordata, Lepidosauria, Squamata, Varanidae. Gene Ontology annotation, cellular component: membrane. Gene Ontology annotation, molecular function: G protein-coupled receptor activity; calcium ion binding. The transcript has 16 exons. Gene Ontology annotation, biological process: adenylate cyclase-activating G protein-coupled receptor signaling pathway; cell surface receptor signaling pathway. The record is from RefSeq and is a predicted model, not a curated record. Bases 676 to 3003 code for a protein of 775 amino acids.